AAGCCCAUGAGGAAGCUGAGCUGGUUUGUGAUGAUAGGGCAGCAGCCGCUGCCGCAGCCACAGGGACAGGACGGGGAGGUGGGAACCGAGCGCACCAAGCACACACAGGUGUUUCUGAGGAGUAAUUAGAGAGCUGUGGAGGCUAAAAUACACCUUUGAGUUUUUACCUGUGAACACAGUAGCGCUGAGAGAGACACUCUGAAAGCAAAGAGGAAGAGAGAACGAUCAGUCACACUAAAGAGACACUCAAGUUGAAAGUUUUGCUUUUUUUCUUUCUUCCUGUUUUAUUUUCCCCCCCGUGUGUCAGAACCAUGGUCAGAAAACCUGUCGUGGCCACCAUCUCCAAAGGAGGUUACCUGCAGGGAAAUGCCCACGGGAGGCUGCCCCCCAGGGGUGGCAAGGAGCCACCGGCGGGGCAGGAGAGAGUGGUGCUGAAGAAGAAAAUCACUCUGCUGAGGGGAAUCUCCAUCAUCAUUGGCACCAUCAUUGGAGCGGGGAUCUUCAUCUCUCCCAAGGGCGUGCUCCAGAACACCGGCAGCGUGGGCAUGUCUCUGACCGUCUGGACCGUCUGUGGGAUCCUGUCGCUGUUUGGAGCCUUGUCUUAUGCUGAAUUGGGAACAAGCAUAAAGAAAUCCGGUGGUCACUACACAUAUAUCCUAGAAGUCUUUGGCCCAUUGUUAGCCUUUGUACGAGUCUGGGUGGAACUGCUUAUAAUACGCCCUGCAGCUACUGCUGUGAUAUCCCUGGCAUUUGGACGUUAUGUACUGGAGCCAUUUUUCAUGCCAUGUGAAAUUCCUGAACUUGCAAUCAAGCUCAUUACAGCUGUAGGCAUAACUUUAGUGAUGGUCCUAAAUAGCAUGAGUGUCAGCUGGAGCGCCCGGAUUCAGAUUUUCUUAACCUUUUGCAAGCUCACAGCAAUUCUGAUAAUUAUAGUCCCUGGAGUUAUACAACUAAUUAAAGGGCAAACACAGCAUUUUAAAGACCCCUUUUCUGGAAGAGACGCGAAUAUUAUAGGGUUGCCGUUGGCUUUUUAUUAUGGAAUGUAUGCGUAUGCUGGCUGGUUUUACCUUAAUUUUGUUACUGAAGAAGUAGAAAACCCUGAAAGAACCGUCCCUCUUGCAAUAUGUAUAUCCAUGGUCAUUGUCACCCUUGGCUACGUGCUAACAAAUGUGGCCUACUUUACAGCCAUUACUGCUGAGGAGCUGUUGCUUUCAAAUGCAGUGGCAGUGACGUUUUCUGAGCGGCUACUGGGAAAUUUCUCAUUAGCAGUUCCGAUCUUUGUUGCCCUCUCCUGCUUUGGCUCCAUGAACGGUGGUGUGUUUGCUGUCUCCAGGUUAUUCUAUGUUGCGUCUCGAGAGGGUCACCUUCCAGAAAUCCUCUCCAUGAUUCAUGUCCGAAAGCACACUCCUCUACCAGCUGUUAUUGUUUUGCAUCCUUUGACAAUGAUAAUGCUCUUCUCUGGAGACCUGUACAGUCUUCUGAAUUUCCUCAGUUUUGCCAGGUGGUUUUUUAUUGGGUUGGCAGUUGCUGGGCUGAUUUAUCUUCGAUACAAACGCCCAGAUAUGCAUCGUCCUUUCAAGGUGCCGCUUUUCAUCCCAGCGUUGUUUUCCUUCACCUGUUUCUUCAUGGUGGCCCUUUCCCUUUAUUCUGACCCAUUCAGCACUGGUAUUGGAUUUGUCAUCACUCUGACUGGAGUCCCUGCAUACUAUCUCUUUGUUAUAUGGGACAAGAAACCCAACUGGUUUAGAAGAAUGUCAGACAAGAUAACCAGAACACUACAGAUAAUACUGGAAGUUGUACCGGAAGAAGAUUGUGAUAAAUUAUAAACUAAUGCAUUGAGUUUUGACAAUCUGCUCAAGCACAGAAAUAUAGCAUGAAUCUUCACUUCAUUUUCUUGAAAUCCAGAGAAUUGCAGCUUUGGUGAUGGACUAAAGGAAUCAUUUAUUUCUGUUCACAUCUUCUAGUAUAGUCACAGUAAUGUCUGAGAAAUUUAGUAGCAAUGCUAUGUCUUUGUAGAAAGCCGACAUGUAAAUUUUAGCAUAAAUUUACAUAGUUCUUGAGUUUCUAAAUACCUGCCUGUUGAGGUUAGGGAAAAAAACUGAGGAGAUAGACUAUUAAUUGGGUAGUCAUUCUCUACAUUAUAUCUUAUGACAGAGAAGCUUCAAAUCAAAGACUAAGAUAUUUUCUGUAUAUAUGGGUUUUACAAACAUGUUUUGGAUACUGUAGAUGACUAAACUGUGAAAAGUAGUUUCUAUUCUUUUUUUUUUUUUUUGGUUUUUCUCCGGUACCGGGAACCGGA
Messenger RNA from Chinchilla lanigera (long-tailed chinchilla), 2299 nucleotides. It is a transcript of the gene Slc7a11, whose product is annotated as solute carrier family 7 (anionic amino acid transporter light chain, xc- system), member 11. Gene Ontology annotation, molecular function: L-amino acid transmembrane transporter activity. The transcript has 12 exons. Lineage: Eukaryota; Metazoa; Chordata; Mammalia; Rodentia; Chinchillidae. Gene Ontology annotation, biological process: amino acid transmembrane transport. Gene Ontology annotation, cellular component: membrane. The coding region runs from base 312 to 1826 and encodes 504 amino acids. The record is from RefSeq and is a predicted model, not a curated record.